CCGGGCCGCCCUCCGCAGGGGCUGAGGGGAUGAACCGUGCCCCGCGGGGUGGUCGCUAGCAGAAGGAUGACCACUCCCGCCCUGCUGCCGCUCUCCGGGCGGAGGCUGCCCCCCCUGAACCUGGGGGCCUCCGCCUUCCCGCACCACAGGGCUACCUUGAGACUCUCCGAAAAAUUUAUCCUGCUCCUUAUUCUUAGUGCCUUCAUCACCCUGUGCUUCGGGGCGUUCUUCUUCCUCCCCGACUCCUCGAAGCACAAGCGGUUUGACCUGGGCUUGGAGGAUGUGCUCAUUCCUCACGUGGACACCAGCAAAGGGGGCAAGAACCUCGGCGGCUUCCUCAUCCACGGGCAAGGGCACGACGAGCACCGGCACAGAGAAGAAGAGGAACGUCUGAGAAAUAAGAUCCGAGCAGAUCAUGAAAAGGCUCUGGAAGAGGCUAAGGAGAAAUUGAAGAAAUCACGUGAUGAGAUUCAAGCUGAGAUUCAGACAGAAAAGAACAAAGUAGUGCAAGAGUUGAAAAAGAAAGACAGCAAGCCACUGCCCCCUGUUCCUUUACCAAAUCUUAUAGGGAUAAACAGUGGAGAACCAGCAGACCCGGAUAUCCGAGAGAAGAGGAACAAAAUUAAAGAGAUGAUGAAGCAUGCCUGGGACAAUUAUAGGCAAUAUGGAUGGGGACAUAAUGAGCUCAAACCAAUUGCCCGGAAAGGACAUUCCACCAACAUAUUUGGAAACUCACAAAUGGGUGCUACCAUAGUAGAUGCAUUGGAUACUCUUUAUAUCAUGGGGCUUCACGAUGAAUUCAGAGAAGGACAGGAGUGGAUUGACAAAAAUCUUGAUUUCAGUGUGAAUUCUGAAGUGUCUGUUUUUGAGGUCAAUAUUCGCUUCAUUGGCGGUCUUCUAGCAGCAUACUACCUUUCAGGACAAGAGGUUUUCAAGAUCAAAGCUGUGCAACUGGCAGGAAAACUUCUUCCAGCCUUCAACACACCUACGGGUAUACCAUGGGCAAUGGUGAAUCUGAAAAGCGGUGUGGGUCGAAACUGGGGCUGGGCUUCUGCUGGCAGCAGCAUCCUUGCUGAGUUUGGUACUCUGCACAUGGAAUUUGUCCACCUCAGCUAUUUGACAGGGGACCCUGUAUACUACAACAAGGUCAUGCACAUUCGGAAGUUACUUCAAAAAAUGGAUCGUCCUAAUGGACUUUAUCCAAAUUAUUUGAAUCCAAGAACAGGCCGGUGGGGUCAGCAUCACACAUCCGUGGGCGGGCUGGGAGACAGUUUUUAUGAAUAUUUAUUGAAAGCCUGGCUUAUGUCAGACAAGAUGGACACGGAGGCAAGGAAAAUGUACGACGAUGCAAUUGAGGCCAUAGAAAAACAUCUCAUCAGAAAGUCCAAUGGAGGACUGACCUUCAUUGGGGAGUGGAAGAACGGGCACCUUGAAAGAAAGAUGGGCCAUUUGACCUGUUUUGCAGGGGGAAUGUUUGCCCUUGGAGCAGAUGGUUCCAGAGAUGAUAAAGCUGGACAUUAUUUGCAGCUUGGAGCUGAAAUCGCACAUACGUGUCAUGAGUCAUAUGACAGGACAACAUUAAAGCUGGGUCCAGAAGCAUUCAAAUUUGAUGGUGGUGUAGAGGCAGUGGCAGUGCGGCAGAAUGAGAAGUAUUACAUCCUAAGACCAGAGGUGAUUGAGACCUACUGGUAUAUGUGGAGAUUCACCCACGAUCCCAAGUACAGGCAGUGGGGCUGGGAGGCAACGCAGGCAAUUGACAAGUAUUGCCGAGUCAGUGGUGGCUUUUCUGGUGUCAAGGAUGUCUAUUCCUCAUCUCCGACAUAUGACGAUGUACAGCAGAGCUUUUUCCUUGCUGAAACUUUGAAGUAUUUGUAUCUGCUUUUCUCCAAUGAUGACCUUCUACCGUUAGACAACUGGGUUUUUAACACAGAAGCUCAUCCUCUGCCUGUUUUACAUUUAGCCAACACCACACUGUCAGGAAAUCCUGCAUAUCGAUAAAAACAGCUCUAUGAAGAGGAAGAGAGACUGUUUUCAGCUCUGUUUUGUUUACAUGGACCACUUGAGACUUUAAGCAGGAGAGGAGACAGACUCUUGGUAAAACUAGACCUCUGAGUCAAGCAAGUACCGGCGUGAGAAACGAAGCUCUUCAACAUAUAGAUAAGUUCAAAGUUCUGUUUUAUACAUGACCAAAACACGUUAGUGUGGUAUUUGCAGGACAGAGACUUCAUGCGCUUUGAACCCUAGCAAGACAUGGAAUCUACUGUUUUAAUAUAAACGCAGCAGCAUAAGGAAGAAGAGGCUUUCCCGUCCGGGGAGAGGAACUUGCUGCUGCUGCUGUUUGCUCUUGCAAGGAACAAUACACUAGUCACCUCUUCAGAUCGGGUGGGUUCCAAAUACCUAGAUUUUAUUUUUCUUUUUUUUUGUUUGAUGAUGGCAUGAACAAAGCAACAACAAAAAGCAACAUCACUGCACCAGCAGCAUCAGGAUUUGAAUUUUUUUCUGUACCUGUCUGAAUUUUCUAAGGAGCAUCUGUUUGUCCAGACUGGCAGCCAUUCUCAGGGCCUCUAAGCUAUUAAAACUAAACUCUAAACUAUAAAAACUAUUGCCUCCUCAUUUUCCCUUUUCAAAAUAAUGCUGAAAGAUCUGUGUUGUAUGCUUACAUCCAAAAAAACAAUUAGUAAGCAUUUGGUUUGUAGUUCACUGUCAGCAACGUAGGCUUAGUUCAUUUGACAAGCUACAAUCACAGAGUCUGGAGCGUAUCAUAGGGGUAGGAAGGAGCCUAAGUUUCCCUUCCUCACAAACCCUGUCACAUGGAAGAAAACAUUCUCUUAUUAGUCAUGGUUCUUUUAGCUAAAUAAACAGAGAUGACGAGAAAAACAGUCUCUCAUGAUUUAUAUAGGAGGAUACAGUAUAUGGCAUUUAAAAAUGCUCCCCUUGCGCUAAGCAGCAGGAGUUUGUUGCUUUAUAUUUUUCCACACAAUCUGGAUUUUUCCUAAAAGUUAAAUUUCAUUCUUUGGAUACUAUUCAUGGAACCUUUUUUGCAGGUAUGCAUAUGACAGAAGCCCAAAACUGCCUUUGAUUUAGUUUACAAAACUCCUUUUCUUCUGGGUGCUCCCGUACAAAGUCAACAUGAUCUUCUUUGGAAACAACAUCUCUUACAUAUGAGUGGAAAAAGAAACUGAAGAGUCUCUUCUUCCAUUAGUUUAUGAGAAAUGAGAUGCUGCUACCCGCAUGGGUUUUUUUCAAGUACUCCUAGGCUGGGCUGGACAGUAUCACUUAAAUGGAGUCUGCUUCAGUCUUCACUUGUUUGCUAAAAGAAGUUUUGUCUUUUCAGGUAUAUCUCAAUCUCUUCUUUUUACUGUUGUUCCAGAAUCCUUACAGCUCAAAUUAUUCUUUUUAUUCCCCUUUAUAGCUCUCAGAUCCUUUUGCCAUGGUGACUGGCCCCUUUGCUGAAAAAGAGCUGUGAGGUGCUCCUUUCCCUCCUAAUUAGUCCACAGGUUGAGUCUUUAAAAAAAAUCUUGAUUGUGUUUUCAUACUGAAGUGAGUGGAAGAACUCUUCAGUGAGCUGCAGCAGUACAGCAUCAGAUCUAAAGGGAGUGAGUGCUAUUUGUCCACCUCAAAAAAUGUUUUUGUAUGAAGUUUUAUAUAUAAAAGCUUUUCUCUCUAUCAUAUUAUAAUAUAUCUGACUGUACAUUAUAGUAGAAUUUCCCCCAUAAAAUUUUCCUUCACUUGUCUUUGACAGUAAGUUAGACAUGGAAAUCAUCACAUGAUCUAAGAAAAAAUGCUUAUCAGAUGCUUUUUUACAGACAGUUACUUUAGUUUAAGAGCAGGAAGACAUAGAGCUUGGAAAAAACUCCAAUCUCAAUGUUUUUACCUUAAUACCAGUUACUUAGUUACUGUAAUUUGCAGCAGUAUCUUAAAAAUAAUUUGAGAACUGAUAAAAGUAAUUGAUAUAGUAAAUAAUACUGAUUCAAGUAAUUGUUUAUUUAAAAUUAGAAGUAGCUUAAUAAAUGGAUUCUUCUUACUGGUCCCACGUUAAUUUAUUUUUCUAAUUACUAUUCAGUGACUUACUGAAGAGCUAGUCAUUUUCCAUUUUCCAAAGUUCAGAUAUGUUGUGUUUUCAAAUUGAGUUUUUCCCAUCCCAUGAGAACUGUUACUAGUUUUAAACUGCACUCAAUUGCCUUGUUCUCCUAAAUCUCUCUGGGUACAAAGGAGAAGGAGGAAAAGCAGACUCUUCUGUUUAAAAAAAAACAAAAAAAAGAAAGAAAAAGAAAAAAAGCAAAAGGCACUUUCCACCCCAUACACCCAUCCCCAUACACCUCCUGAUAAAUGCAGAUGUAGAAUGGCUGCCAGUCUGUUCAGAGGAAGGUCAAGGACAGAAUUCUGGAGUCCCAGAAACAGCAAACUUCUUAUCGUUGCUGCUCUUCCAUCCCCCUCUUGUGAAUUAAAGAGCGACCCUUCAAAUUAGUUCCUCCAUGAAUCCCAAUGGGUUAACUCACUGCCACAGGAAUGCUUGAAUUGAGGACCUAAGCCAUUUCAUGUUAUGGGAUGGUAUUUUUCUCAAAGCAGAUGUACAGUACUGCUAUUUUUUCUUUGUGUAGACAAGCAGCAGGUACCAAAUAAAGGACACUUGUUUCUUGUUUUCCAGUUACCCCAACGGCUGUCAGUUUCUACUCUAUCACUCUUUAAAAUACAAUCUAUCCUUUUCCUCCAGAAGCUACUGAUGUGCACAGUCUAUCAAAAAUAAUGCAUUUUAAGGACUAAUUGCUGUGUCAUUCAUGAAUCUCUCCAUCCUGAGAUUUCCUAGAGCAAGCUGAGUUUGGAGAUAAUGGGUUCUGGGUGAGGUGUGUGUAAUAACCAAGCACCACGGAUAUUGAAACUUCUGACUGAAGUGACGUGCCCUCAUUCUGAGUACUUCACAGAGAAGUAGGUUCUGAUCUGCAGAAUGGUGUUACAUGUAACCCAAAGUUCAGACUGUUUUCCCUCUGGGUACAUAAGGUACAGUAGAAUAUUGCCAUUUUCAUUCUGUUGCUGCUGUCUUACAUACUUUCAUGAAGAUAGAGUGUAAAUUUAAGCACAAAGUGACUUUUUAGUCCUAGUUGUUUCCGAGUCUUGCACUGUAUUCUCUAACAAAACAAUCCUCGUUUUCUUUAGGUAGCUGUCCCAUUUUAGCAAUUUCUACAAUACCCUCUCCUCUUACAGGAUGAAAUAAGGAACAGAAAAUUAUGUACAUUUUUGGCACACUGGAUUUGGGCAAGAGCCUGGAAAUCCCAGAAUUGUCUAUUUCCUGUUUGCAUGCAGUCAAAACAAGGAUGUUCAGUUCUUUUCCUAAUCCAAGCCUCAAGCUUGCCUGUUGGUCAGGAUCUGCUAGCAGUAAUUUUUUUUUAACACUUACAGCUUGACUUUUCGAAGAAGCCAGAUUUCUGCAGCUUCCAUUGACCAUCCUGGAGCGUGUGUGCUGCAGUCAAGAAGUCAACUUCUUAGCUUUGUCCUCUAAAUAAAAACAAAACCCUUGAAUGAUAUUCUGGGUGCUCAUCUUGCUGCACAAUAUAGUCCUUAAAACUGAAUGUUUAAGAAAAGUAUGGAAAACAGUAAGUACGCUGGAGUAAAGGGAAAAGCAGGUAGUUCCCUGUGCCAGUCACACCUUUGAGGCUCCUUUAGUUCCCUACUCCAAAUUUGUGGAUCACUGUCUUCUACCUCCCAAUCACUGACAUAUUCCCACACAGUAUUUUACAAGAUUUGAAUGUUGAGUAUCCAGGUUCUGAAAAGUGAAAAUAAUUACACACUCCCUGUAAUACCAUCCUUUAAGGUUAAAGGUCUACCCUGUGCUAAUUUACAGCUAAGCAAAGCCCUAUGGGGCUGUCUUUUAUGAUCCCCUCUUCUGUCCCUGAGGAAAUGAUACUACAAACCUUUAUAGUGUGACUCUCCCUAGUUUGAAUGGAGAAGUGAUUAAUAACAUUAACACUGAAAGGAUCAACAAUGUAACCUGGCGUCCACAGAAGAUGGUGAGGCAGUUUACAUCUCAGGGCUGUUGUAACAGGCUUUUAGCAAAUUGAGCCUGUUAUGUACAUUAAUAAGUCUAGUCCAUGUUUUUAAGGGGACAAAUAAGAAACAGGCUUCUUGUUACCAGAGAAAAAUGAAAGCAAGCUCUUGAUCCACACUGUAGUUCGGAGAUCUGUUCACCCUGACAAGACAUCCCUCUUUCGCUCCUUGAAUUUUGAGAAACAGUCUUCUGACUCAAGAGUUUGAGUUGCCAUAUAAAGAGGAAACCCAAGUUCUUUUGCAAGUUAUGUGCAUACAACUGUAGCAGAGAUGAUAAGCACUAGCUGCUCUGGCUGUCAGCCCCUUCUAACAAACUGCCCUGUAAUUGCCCAGAAAAGUUGGGAACCACCAAAGUCCAAGGAGACAGCCUGACUUGUUACAAUGAAUUGUUGCCUUUAAUCCUAAUUGCUUGGUGGAAGUUGGAUUUGCAUUCUGCCUUUAUUCUUGCUUUGUCUAAAACUGACAGAUUAUUUUUCCUCCAAAAUAAUAAAAGGGCAAAAGUCUAUCUUCUGAUGUGGAAACCUUCUGCCUCUGACCUGGAAUCCUGCAUAUGUACUUUUUACAGAUGAAAAAUAAUAUUGUAUAUAAAAAAGAUUGAAUAAAGAAUGUCUUUAAGU
Molecule: messenger RNA, 6659 nt
Organism: Gymnogyps californianus (California condor)
Lineage: Eukaryota; Metazoa; Chordata; Aves; Accipitriformes; Cathartidae
Gene: MAN1A2
Product: mannosidase alpha class 1A member 2
Exons: 13
Coding region: 67-1998 (643 amino acids)
Biological process (GO): N-glycan processing; carbohydrate metabolic process
Cellular component (GO): Golgi membrane; extracellular exosome; endoplasmic reticulum
Molecular function (GO): mannosyl-oligosaccharide 1,2-alpha-mannosidase activity; calcium ion binding
Source: RefSeq, a predicted model, not a curated record